Molecule: messenger RNA, 1636 nt
Organism: Setaria italica (foxtail millet)
Lineage: Eukaryota; Viridiplantae; Streptophyta; Magnoliopsida; Poales; Poaceae
Exons: 2
Coding region: 105-1463 (452 amino acids)
Cellular component (GO): membrane
Molecular function (GO): glycosyltransferase activity
Source: RefSeq, a predicted model, not a curated record
CGCCCUCACCGGUUACCCUGUCUGUCUGGCCCUUCAAUGCCUUGCCUUGCCUAGCGGCACAGGGCCCCAAGCAAGCGAGACCGGCCGGCGCGGCGCGACUAGCCAUGAGCACCAAGAAUCUUAAGCAGCAGCAGCCGCAAGAGCUGCCCAUGGUGGUGGCGGGCAUGGCCGCCGCCGCCGCCGCGUCGUGCCCCGUCAGGACCAAGCUCCUGCUCUUCGCCGCCCUCGGCUUCGUGCUCGGCGUCGCGGUCACCGUGUCCCUCCUCAUGGGCUCCUCCUCCUCCUACACGGCGGCGUCGCUCCACGGGCUUCUCUUGCCGCCCUCCGCCGCCACCGCGAACGCCGUCCAGGACCGGCAGCGGCAGCAGCCGCACGCGGCGGCGCGCGCACCACCGCCGCCGAAACAAGAGCCGCCGGUAUUACCGGCGAUGAUCCGGCCUCGGUCGUCCGAGCCACCGCCGGUGGGCACGGCGGGCGUUGGUAAUAGCGCUGCCGCCCCUCCACCACCGACGCCGACUGUUGGCGCCUCCCGCGGCGGUGACAGUGGCAUCAGCGUCGCCGGCGCCGCGGCCGACGACGAGGAGCUGAUGGCCCUGGCGGCGACCGCGCCGAGGAAGGUGCCGCGCGGCGCGGCCCCCAAGGUGGCGUUCCUGUUCCUCACGCGCUGGGACCUGCCCAUGGCGCCGCUGUGGGACAAGUUCUUCGCCGGCCACCGCGGCCGCUACUCCGUCUACGUCCACACCGACCCGGCGUUCAACGGCUCCGAGCCGCCGGAGACCUCCGCCUUCUACCGGCGGAGGAUCCCCAGCAAGGAGGUGAAAUGGGGCGAGGUCAGCAUGGUGGAGGCGGAGCGCCGGCUGCUAGCGCACGCGCUGCUCGACGACCCCUCCAACGCCCGGUUCGUCCUCCUCUCGGAGUCGCACGUCCCGCUCUUCGACUUCCCCACCGUCCACUCCUACCUCAUCAACUCUACCAAGGUGUUCCUCGAGUCCUACGACCAGCCCGGCGCGACGGGCCGCGGCCGGUACAGCCGCCGCAUGAGCCCCGUCGUCGCCGCCGCGCAGUGGCGCAAGGGCUCCCAGUGGUUCGAGCUGGACCGGGGCCUCGCCGCCGACGUGGUCGCGGACCGCGUCUUCUUCCCGGUAUUCAGGCGCUACUGCAAGCGCAGCUGCUACGCCGACGAGCACUACCUGCCGACAUUCCUCAACGUCCGGCGGCCGUCGGCGGGCGCCAACCGGAGCCUGACGUGGGUCGACUGGUCCCGCGGCGGGCCGCACCCGGCGCGGUUCACGAGGAUGGAGGUCACCGUCGACUUCCUCCGGUGGCUCAGGGGCGGCGCCGGCAGCACGUGCGAGUACAACGGCAGGACCACCGACGUCUGCUUCCUUUUCGCUCGGAAGUUCCUGCCCAACUCGCUCACCAGGUUCUUGAGAUUCGCGCCCAAGGUGAUGGGUUUUGGGUAAAACCAUCGGCGUUGAAAUUGGGGCCACGGUGCCCACAUUCUUUGAUUCAUGUCUUGUUCCAGAUGAGUGCGUGUAAAGGGAAUGAAUUUCUUGUAAUUUAAAUUCUUCUUUUGAAAAAUUCUUUUGUAAAGGACACUCUCUCGAUAAAAAAAGCAUCAGUUAGGAUUCCUACA